Coffea eugenioides is the source of this 2362-nucleotide messenger RNA. Its product is annotated as ETHYLENE INSENSITIVE 3-like 1 protein. The transcript is spliced from 2 exons. Gene Ontology annotation, cellular component: nucleus. Bases 216 to 2042 code for a protein of 608 amino acids. NCBI's taxonomy places the organism in Eukaryota, Viridiplantae, Streptophyta, Magnoliopsida, Gentianales, Rubiaceae. The record is from RefSeq and is a predicted model, not a curated record. Gene Ontology annotation, molecular function: DNA-binding transcription factor activity; DNA binding.
CUCUCACAGCACAACACCUCCUCAAGUCUCCCUCUGCUCUUUUUUUUGUUUUGUUUUGUUUUGUUUGGUGUUCUCCAAAAAAAUUGAGCAGAGCAUAAAAGAAUAGCUCUCCAGACUUUUGGGUAGCAAGAAUUAUAGCUUAGAGGAAAGAGCUAGAGACUAUUAAGUGAAAUUGAUCUUUCGAAAUAGAAGUAGGCCUUUUCUGCGUAACGGGAAUGUUUGAUGAAAUGGGAAUCUUUGGCAAUCUUGAUUUCCUCUCAACUCCUUGUGGAGAAGGAGAUGUGCCUCCCGAAGUUGAACCUGGCAGAGUGGUGGAUGACAAUUAUAGUGAUGAGGAGAUGGACGUUGAUGAGCUGGAGAGGAGGAUGUGGAGAGAUAAAAUGCUACUCAGGAAGCUUAAAGGGCAGAAGAAGAUUAAGGAGGGAGUAGAUGAUGGCAUGAAGCAGCACCAAUCGCAGGAGCAAGCACGCAGGAAGAAGAUGUCACGUGCACAAGAUGGCAUAUUGAAGUACAUGCUCAAAAUGAUGGAGGUUUGUAAAGCUCAAGGUUUUGUGUACGGAAUUAUCCCUGAAAAUGGUAAACCUGUUACUGGUGCCUCUGAUAACCUUCGUGCCUGGUGGAAGGAGAAGGUUCGGUUUGAUAGGAAUGCUCCUGCUGCAAUUGCCAAGUAUCGGGUAGCACAUUCUAUCCCCGGAAAGGUUGAAGAUUGCUGUGACAUAACAUCAACUCCUCAUGCACUACAGGAGCUUCAGGAUACUACUCUGGGGUCACUCUUGUCGGCUCUGAUGCAGCACUGUGAUCCACCCCAAAGGCGGUUCCCUUUAGAGAAGGGUAUACCCCCACCUUGGUGGCCUAGUGGGAUUGAGGACUGGUGGCCUGAUUUGGGCCUACCAAAGGAUCAAGUUUGUCCUCCAUACAAAAAGCCUCAUGACUUGAAGAAGGCUUGGAAGGUGGGGGUUCUGACAGCGGUUAUUAAACACAUGUCACCUGACAUUUCUAAGAUUCAGAAGCUUGUUAGACAAUCUAAAUGUUUGCAGGAUAAGAUGACUGCCAAGGAGAGUGCUACUUGGCUUGCCAUCAUAAAUCAUGAGGAAGUUUUGGCUCAGAAGCUUUAUCCUGAUAUCUAUCCACGUAUGUUCUCUGAGGCUGGAAAUGGGUUGUAUUCUUCAGUGGAAUCUAAUGACUAUGAUGUUGAUGGGGUGAAUGGUGAGGGAAGUCUUGAUGCAAACUGUGAGCCCCAAAAUCUCUUGAAAAUGGGCAUUGAUGUAUCCAAAGAUGGGAAGAUGCUUCCGUCAUUGGCUCCAGUUAAAGGAGAAGUUGUUGAUAUUGACCCAGAACUCAUCCACAAGAGGAAAAUUAUGUCAAAUGAGGGAGACUUAGACCAAAAAAUCUAUACCUGUCAGAAUCCUCAGUGCCCUUAUAGUGGUUACAAUAUGGGAUUUCAUGACAGAACAUUGAGGAACAAUCACCAGAUUAACUGUCCAUACAGAUUGAGUGCUUCUCAAAAUCUUGGCAUAAUGAACUAUCAGCCAUAUAAGAAGAAGCCAGAGGUCAUCUCUGCACCAUCCGUUCAACUUAAGCCGGCUUCUCAGCCCGUGAUUGAGCAUCCCUCUUGUUUGAGUAUUUCUGAACUUGGAAUUCCAGAAGAUGGUCAAAAGAUGAUUUCUGGCCUCAUGUCUAUGUAUGAUGGCAGUGUACAAGAAAAGACUUGUUUUGAUUUUGGAAUUGACACUGCUGCCGGAGAUCAAAACCUUCAACAACAGAUUAUACAGCUCCAUGGAGACCAAAGCUUCUUCAGGCCAGGAGUUACAAUGGGAGGCAGUAUAUCGAAAGAAACAUCUCUUACUCUGAGCCACUCUGCAUUUCCAUCAACUGAAUUUCUUUAUGACAAUGGUAACUGCAAGUCAACGGAUGAUUCAGGAUUCAAUGGCAACCUAAACAGCAACUUGGACUUCAGCUUCGGUCCUGAAUUUAAUAUGGAAUCAGUUGAUUAUUCAAUGGAUUUGUUCCCAAAGGAGGAUAUAACAACAUGGUACACUUGAAGCUUCUUCCUCACUAUGUCAAGACCUCGGUUAUUAAUCUUAAUUAGAAACACUGCAAUAUUGUUUGGUAAUCUACUUGGAAAGGUUCCAGAUGUGAAAGUAAAGAGCACUGUGAAAUGAGCCCCCUUUUUUUAACUAUUGUUUUAAGUCAUUAGAAGUGGUGGUAGUUGGCUUGUUCCUUAGAGUAUAUAUAGUUUUCACCUAUGGUUUGUCUACAUACUUCAUGUACUUAUCAGUGUUACUCUUUUGUCCUAUAACGAGCUGAAUUUAUAUGAAUGAUGGAGCUAGUUUCAUCCGAUAAUUGGCAUAUUAUUUCUGCA